Cannabis sativa is the source of this 2195-nucleotide messenger RNA. RefSeq names its product increased DNA methylation 3. The coding region runs from base 263 to 1972 and encodes 569 amino acids. Gene Ontology annotation, cellular component: nucleus. NCBI's taxonomy places the organism in Eukaryota, Viridiplantae, Streptophyta, Magnoliopsida, Rosales, Cannabaceae. The transcript is spliced from 7 exons. The record is from RefSeq and is a predicted model, not a curated record.
CACCUAAAAUACCUAAAAUACACUUUUGUAGAAUGUAGAGUAAUAAAUCACCUAAAAUAUUGCAUUACCAAAAAAAAAAAUCAUUACAAUAUUAACCUACAUUGUUUAUUGAGUUUGGUGUAAUCUUCCUUAAGAACCUCUCCCCGUCGUGUAAAUCGGUUGGAGUUCGUCGUUGCUGUUGUUUCAUUUGCUGUCUCUGUUGAAUUGAGAUAGCAGCAGUCUUGAUUUUUGGAUGCUUCUACUUUGAAAGAAGCUCAAAGUGAUGGACUUGGAACAUCGAAAUUCAUCAUCUGAUGAUGACCAGCAUUUUUUGCUUCACUUCAUUAUGGGAAUGUACUUAGGACCUGAUGUAACUUUUGAUAACCCAAGAAGAUCUGCAUUUCAAAGAGUAUCUGAAGAUUCUCCACCAUAUACAUCAAGUGAUUUAGGCUCAUCUUAUGUUAGUAUAGUUUUGCUGGAGAAUUUAUAUUACUAUGUCUUAAGAAAAGCUCACCCUAGCCUGAGAUUGAAGCCAAAUAUGUUUCAUAAGUAUCUAAAAGGCAUUGCAGAAAGAUGGCGUUUCACAAGCCUUUUUCCUUUGGAUCUUCAUGAACAGAUAUGGUUUCCUGCAAGCUUUAGGAUUGUGAAAGGGGUCGUACUUAUUAAUGAUCCUGUUAUGUCAAGCAUGGAACAAAAUGAUUUAAAUAAGUUUAAGGUUUUAUCUUGCAUAAGUGAUUUUAGGAUAGAAAUGGACGAGUUACUUCAUUAUGAACACGAGAAUCAGCACCAACACCGAAGUAAUGGUGAGAAAAAUUGCGUGAAUGGGAACGAGACAAUGAUGGGAGGAAGUUCCAGUGAGGGUGAUUAUUUGUCACUAAGAGAUCAACAUAAACUUAAGAGAAGGCGGGAAUGUGACCCUCUUCCGAUGCCUGCAGUUUCAUACUCUUCUCCCAUGGCUAAACAUCAUAUCCAAGAAGGAGAUUUCCAAAGAACAUGUAUAUUUGAUGGACAAGCCGUCAUGUCCAUUCACCCUCUCCCAGAAUUGGAGAAUUGUACCUCAGAACCAGGUGCUUCUAUUGCUAUUUCUGGGACUGCUAGAAAAGGAAAAGUUGGGCCACCAGUGGGAGUUGUGGAUGUUGGUGUUAGCAAAGAUGCAUAUUAUUUUCGAGUUGCUCUGCCAGGGGUCAGGAAGGACUACUGUAAAUUUAGCUGUGAGAUCGAAUCUGAUGGGAAAGUUCAUGUUGAAGGAUUGGUGAGUGGAGGCAAAAGUAUAAAGAAACCUCUGCGCAUAUUUGAGAUGAACUUCCAACAGUUAUGCCCACCUGGACCAUUCAUGCUGUCUUUCAGUCUCCCAGGACCUGUAGAUCCCAGGCUCUUUGCUCCUAAUUUCAGAUCAGAUGGCAUUUUUGAAGGAGUAAUUGUACAUCAUGCAACAAAGAAGACCUUAUGCAUAUAUGUAGUUGAGGCUGCAAUGUCCUUUGUUUGUCAUAGUGAAUCUUGGACUGACAAGAUAAGAAAAUUGAAGAUGAGAGAAUGUGGAAUCAUCUCCAGAAUCAAAAGGAAACGUAUUUUUGUUAGUAUGGAUGCGCAAAAGUUUGCUGAGAAUCCUCAAAUGGAAGUGCCGGUUGUUCAAACUGGAACUGCAAAGGAAGGUAGUGCUGGACCUCCGGUCGGUCUUAUUGAUGUUGGCGAGAGUGAAGGUGCUUACCUUUUCAGAGUUGCACUUCCUGGUAACAGGAAAGAUCAAUGCAAUAUAAAAUGUGAGAUUGAACGGGAUGGAAGAGUCCAAAUUGAAGGGGUGAUGAAUAAUGAUGAUGUAGGUUUAAUGAAAGAGUCAUCAACCCCAGAUGAACCGUUUAACAUUUGGUUUAGGCUGCCAGGUCCUGUGGAUCCGCGUUUGUUUUCUCCUAGUUUUCAACCAUUUCAUGAUCAUGGUAUAUUGGAAGGGGUGGUUAUGAAACACACAGCUAUACCUCCACAACAACUUUCCUGAUCAUUAUCUGAAGCUUUUGAUUUGAAUCUGCCCUUGCAAAGAUUACUUGCCUGGACUAACACUAAGACAAUUAAUUAUUAUUAUUAUUAUUAUUAUUAUUGUAGAAACUAACUAGAUCCUUUUGUACCUGUUUUUUGGGUUUCUACUUUUUAGUUGAAGAACCUCAUGGCCAAAUAUUAUAGCCUCUAUUUUGAUUUAUAGUUUUAACUUCUUUUUUUUUUGA